UGACUUGAAGCAUGGAAGAGGUGUUACUUCCAGUGUUGUAACAAGAUAUUUAGUAGCAAUGCCAUCAGCAUUCAAUAUCAUGGAAUGUUUAGAGACAUAUUGCAAGAUUGAAUCAAGCAACAGUGAACAACAUGUUGAUAUUUCAAGAAGUAGAAUCACAAAAGAUGAAGUAGGAAUUAAAAAAUUUUUGUUUUGGCUUGAUGAAAGAAAUCCAUUUGAGGUUAGAACUUCAUUAGUAUCACUCUCUACUGGAAUCAUAGGUGGACCAACAAUUAAUUGUCAUAAUGCAGUAGAAGUUGGAUUGCAAGGUAUAGCUACCAUGGUUGGUAAAAAUAUUGAUAACGUUUCUUUGUCUAACGCGUUCAAAGUGAAAACACUUGCAAAUGCGAAAAGUGGUAUGCAUAUUGGCGAUGAUUUUGUUGCUGUCGACUCAUUCUUGUUAAUUCAGAGAAUAUCAGUAUUUUUUCAUGGCAAUGUUGAAGAAACACGCAAUGCAUUGAAGUACGAGUUGUCACCGUUUCCUCUGAGCUUAUUCGACGAACAUGGAUUAAUGAGAAAAACACCAAAAUCAGAAUUGUAUAACGUUUUCCAGCCAUACAUUCAAUCGCCUGCCUUAAUAUCUGGAUCUGGAUCAAUUUUUGUAAUUGAUGGUGGCUGGCUUCUGCAUAGCUAUGUUUGGCCGCAUGGAAAGAAAUACUCAGACAUUUGUUACCUUUACUACUCUUAUCUUAUUAAACAUUUUGGAUCUAACGUGACAGUCAUAUUCGAUGGCUACUCGAAGGAAACAAUAGGAAUUAAGUCCUACGAAAGAUAUCGCAGAAAAGAAAAAUGUGUUGCUGCAGAUGUUGAGAUUUCUGAAGAUAAUCUCGUGACCUUGACCCAAAAGAAGUUCCUGUCCAAUAUUGCAAAUAAGAAACAAUUUGUAAACUUACUGAGUAAUAAUCUUCAAAACCGUGGUAUUAGCACGAAUAUAGCUUCAGAAGACGCGGAUCUUUUAAUUGUCAAAACUGCAAUCGAUUUAAAAAGAAGAAGAAAUCAAUCCGUGACGAUAGUUGGUAAUGAUAUUGACUUACUUAUCAUUUUGAUUUCACUUGUCUCUGACGAAGAGGUAAUAUACUUUUAUAAAAUGACACCAGGAAAACAAGCUAAUGUUAUUUAUUCUACGGAAUACGAUAAAAAUUUGAAGCCUUUUUUGCUUUUUGCGCAUGCAUUUGCAGGUUGCGACACUACAAGUGCAAUUUUUAAAAAAGGAAAAAAAAGUAUAAUAUCUUUAUUGAAAAAAAAAUCUUAUUUGCAAGCUCUAAUUUCUGUUUUCUAUGAGUCUAAUCGUUCAAUUGAGGAAUUAUACGCAGUAUCUGAAAAAAUUAUAUUCCAUCUCUAUGGUCAAAGUAUUACAGAUGAACUGACACUUGGUGAAUUAAGAUAUAGGAUAUUUUCAUUAUCGGCUGCUGCUUUUAAAAAAGAAGUUAUCUUAGCUUCUUUACCACCGACUGAAUCAGCCCUACGAGAACAUACAAAACGAGUGUAUUAUCAAAUUCAACAGUGGUUAGGCAACAAUCUAAAUCCGGACGAUUGGGGUUGGAGAAGAACCUUAUUUAUGAUGAUACCUAUCAUGUCAAACGCGGAACCAGCACCAAAGGAGUUAAUAGAUAAAGUUUCUUGUAGCUGUAAAACGAAUUGUUUAUCAGCUCGAUGUGGUUGCAAAAAAAGUGGUUUAAAAUGCAAUAAAUUUUGUAAAAGUUUCCAAGGCCAAAGCUGUGAUAACGCUUCUGCAAGAUCGUUUAAUCUUGAGGAUGAUGAAAAUGAAGAUAAAGAAGAUGAAGAAAGAGAUGAUAGUGAUGAUGAAAAUGAUGAUGAUGGAAAUGUUUAUGAGGAUGAAAAUGAUGGUGAAGAAGAAACUACUGUCGAAGACGGAGAACAAGAAAAUGAAGCUAUAUGUACAGGACGUAAAACUGUUAAAAACACUCGUUCAAAAGUAUCCACACAAAAGAACCAAUUGUGCAUCAGCAAGAUGUAGUUGUAGAAAAAGUUCUCUCAAAUGUAAUGAAUUAUGCAAGUUUUGUCAUGGUGAUACAUGCAAUAACAGUAUAAAUGCAGGCGUUGAUACCAAUGAAGAUAGUGAAUAUGA
Molecule: messenger RNA, 2128 nt
Organism: Harmonia axyridis
Lineage: Eukaryota; Metazoa; Arthropoda; Insecta; Coleoptera; Coccinellidae
Exons: 3
Coding region: 59-2017 (652 amino acids)
Source: RefSeq, a predicted model, not a curated record